UUUGUAUGGAUCUAUUAUUUGUUCAUUUGUUCAAAAAGAAAUCAAUGAUGCCUAAAAGUAAAAUAUAAUUUCAAAACAAUAAUUUUUCAAUAAUAUGGAUUUGGAAUUCAAUAAUAAUUUAAGUUAUAGAUUCUACCAAUAAGAUUUCUAAUUAACCAAACAGAAUUUCAAAGGAUUGAAAAAUCAACCAAGUUGAAGGGCCAAAAUAAACAAAAGAAAGUAAACUAACAAAAACUAGAAACUCAGUUAUAGAACACCAAAAUUUUGCCAUAAAAAAAACUAACACCAACAAAUGGGUGCAGGUAAGGCGCCCAUUUCCAAUCAACUCCUCCCUUCACAACCACCACCACCACCAACUCCAAACGCAAGAGCAACCAGUGCUAAAUUUGCGAGUGCUUCAACUAUACAACUGAACUUAAACUCUUGUUGGGCACUAGCAGAAAGCUUUGACCCAGUAAGCCAAGCUGAGAAAGAAGCCAGUGCUGCCAUAUCUAGGAGAGUAACAGAAGCUGUAGAGUUGUUGGAGAAGGGAGGGAAUUGCAGGCUCAAGGUGACUUCAAUGAAGCACUGCUCUACUUCACUAAGAUGGUUGAAAAUUACAAAGAUUUUGCGUUCUCAGAAUAUGGAAGGUUUGGGAGAGCAUUGUCUCUUUACGAGGUUGGGGACAGAGAAGAAGCAAUUGCAGAAAUGGAAGAUAUCUCAAUAUCUUUGAAGGGAUAUCCAGAAAUACAUGCAGCUCUUGCAGCAGCCUUAUAUGCGGACAAGCAUGCCAAAGAAACUAAGCAUUGGCCUCCAAGUUUGGUCAGUUCUUUGCAGCAGUUCAUCACACUUUCAUAAAUAUCAAAGUUAUAUACAAAUAUGAUAUCAUCGUAUCACUCUUCGCUCCUGUUUGGUAUUGCAUUUCAAACAGGGAUUGGAUAAAAUUAGAAUUUUUUUUAUUAAAUUUUUUUUUUUUAUGUUUUUGAAUUUUAUUUUGAAGUAUUUUCGAGUAAACAACACUUUGAAAAACAACCAUUACUACACUUCCAAACACCAUCUUCAUCCAUGAUCCAUCCAUGAAUUUGCUAGUUCAUAAUUAAAUAUGUAAUGCUAAGACAACUAUUGUUUUGUCUCUCAAAGUAGCAAAAGUAGGACUCAAAUCCGAGUUCUAUCCCCCUA
Molecule: messenger RNA, 1158 nt
Organism: Populus trichocarpa (black cottonwood)
Lineage: Eukaryota; Viridiplantae; Streptophyta; Magnoliopsida; Malpighiales; Salicaceae
Exons: 4
Coding region: 293-712 (139 amino acids)
Source: RefSeq, a predicted model, not a curated record